Molecule: messenger RNA, 2641 nt
Organism: Musa acuminata AAA Group (dessert banana)
Lineage: Eukaryota; Viridiplantae; Streptophyta; Magnoliopsida; Zingiberales; Musaceae
Product: casein kinase 1-like protein HD16
Exons: 16
Coding region: 249-2303 (684 amino acids)
Biological process (GO): peptidyl-serine phosphorylation; endocytosis; signal transduction
Cellular component (GO): cytoplasm; nucleus
Molecular function (GO): protein serine/threonine kinase activity; ATP binding
Source: RefSeq, a predicted model, not a curated record
AUCGCCGUCCCUUUGGAGAGGUUCCUUAGAAAGCCCUCUCUCGUUUAUAUUUCUCCCGAAUCGAAGCCCUAAGUCCCAAUUCUUCUCCGAUCCCAGAUCGAGCUCCGUGUUUGUUCUUCAACUUGCCGAUCCAUCGCCGUUGUCUUAGUCGAAUCAAUCACGCCUUCUGCUCUUUCUCUUGUUCGAGGUGCGAUCGCGUCGAGCCGUGGGAUUUAGGGCUUUCAGGCAUGGGGUUGGAUCGAUGAAGGAUGCCGGAGUUGCGUAGCGGCGCGCGCAGGGGCCGGGCACAGGCGAAUCCGGUGGUACAGGCUGAGCGGCCGAGCACUAGGCGGAGGCGGGGGGCUAGGAACCAGCAGCAGCCGGUGGAUGAGAACCCGCCGACCCUGACGAGGCCAGCCGAGCGGAGGGAGGAGAUCGGGUUGGUCGAGGGCCGCGGCGAGGUCGGCGGCGAGGAGAACAGGGAAGGGGUCGGUGAGAGGAUGAUGAAUGACUGCGAUAGUGGGGCGAAGAGUGGGGGAAAGCUCCCUGGUGGAGAGGAGGAAGGGAGCACAGCCCCGCUUCCAGAAAAGGUACAAGUGAGCAAUUCACCGGUCUACAAAGUUGAAAGGAAGCUAGGGAAAGGAGGAUUUGGACAAGUAUAUGUUGGUCGCCGUAUUUCACCUAUCAAUGCAAAUGAUAGGACUACUGGUUCUAGUGCCAUAGAGGUAGCACUAAAGUUUGAGCAUAGGAGUAGUAAAGGAUGCAAUUAUGGUCCACCUUAUGAAUGGCAGGUCUACAACACUCUUGGUGGCAUCCAUGGUGUUCCACGAGUCCAUUACAAGGGUCGCCAAGGGGACUAUUAUAUUAUGAUUAUGGAUAUGCUGGGACCAAGUCUGUGGGAUGUAUGGAAUAAUAACUCCCACACAAUGUCUGUAGAGAUGGUUGCUUGUAUUGCCAUUGAAGCGAUCUCCAUAUUGGAAAAGAUGCAUUCAAAAGGAUAUGUGCAUGGGGAUGUAAAACCUGAGAAUUUUUUACUUGGUCCUGCUGGAACUUCUGAAGAAAAGAAACUCUUUCUUGUUGAUCUUGGCUUAGCCACCAAGUGGAAGGAUAGUUCAACCAGUCUGCAUGUUGAAUAUGAUCAACGGCCAGAUGUUUUUAGGGGGACAGUGCGUUAUGCUAGUGUUCAUGCUCACCUUGGGAGGACAGCAAGCAGGAGAGAUGACUUAGAAUCCCUUGCUUAUACACUAGUCUUUCUUCUCCGUGGUCGACUACCUUGGCAAGGUUACCAGGGAGAAAACAAAGGGUUCCUUGUCUGCAAGAAGAAGAUGGCUACAUCUCCAGAAUCUCUUAGUUGCUUUUGCCCGCAACCUUUCAAACGAUUUAUUGAGUACGUGGUCAACUUGAAAUUUGAUGAAGAACCUAACUAUGCAAAGUGCAUCUCUCUUUUUGAUGGCGUUGUUGGUCCUAAUCCAGAUAUUAGACCAAUUAACACUGAUGGAGCUCAAAGGCUUGUGUAUCAGGUCGGUCAAAAGAGAGGCCGUCUGAUGAUGGAAGAAGAAGAAGAAGAGCAACCCAGAAAGAAGAUUAGGAUGGGGAUGCCUGCUACACAAUGGAUCAGUGUUUAUAAUGCACGGAGACCUAUGAAGCAAAGGUACCAUUAUAAUGUAGCUGAUAUCAGGCUUGCACAGCAUACUGAGAAAGGCAAUGAAGAUGGCUUAUUCAUCAGUUGCGUAUCAUCUUCUUCAAAUCUUUGGGCCCUGAUUAUGGAUGCAGGCACUGGUUUCUCUGCUCAAGUGUAUGAGCUAUCUGCAAGUUUUCUUCAUAAAGAAUGGAUAAUGGAACAAUGGGAGAAAAACUAUUACAUUAGUUCCCUAGCAGGGGCAGACAAUGGUAGCUCCUUGGUGGUAAUGUCAAAAGGUACACCAUAUGCACAACAAUCUUACAAAGUCAGCGAGUCAUUUCCUUUCAAAUGGAUAAACAAAAAAUGGCGAGAAGGUUUUUAUGUCACUGCAAUGGCAACAGCUGGAAAUCGAUGGGCCGUUGUUAUGUCUCGUAAUGCAGGCUUCUUAGAACAGGUUGUUGAGCUUGACUUCCUAUACCCUAGUGAAGGCAUUCAUCGGAGAUGGGAUAGCGGUUACCGUAUAACUGCAACUGCUGCAACAUGGGACCAGGCAGCCUUUGUGCUAAGUGUACCUAGAAGGAAACCAGUGGAUGAAACACAAGAGACACUCAGAACAUCCGCUUUUCCUAGUCAGCAUGUGAAGGAGAAGUGGGCAAAAAAUCUGUAUCUUGCAUCUGUUUGUUACGGCCGCACAGUUUCUUGAAGUCGCCUAGCUUCAGUUGGAAUGACUGGACACCUCGCCCAUGCAACAAUCAUAUUUUCAUUUUCUGGAGGCUAUGCUAUUAUUAGACCUAGCUAAGGCACCUUUUCACCAUAUCUAUUAUAGGUGAUCAUUAACAGAUUGGUGCACAUCAGUGUCAAGUUUUGAGGAUGCCCUUGGUUGAGCUGUCAAAUUAUAUUUGAGCUGGGCAUCUUAAAUUACUUUUAGUCUUGUACAGUUAAAAGAUAAUUGCUUGGCUAGUACUUCUUAUUUUACUAGAGAGUUAAAACAUCUAUUAUGUGUGACCAUUUACUAACAGAGUUGGCUUUCCAUUUUGGUUU